Molecule: messenger RNA, 4472 nt
Organism: Linum tenue
Lineage: Eukaryota; Viridiplantae; Streptophyta; Magnoliopsida; Malpighiales; Linaceae
Source: the annotation of a GenBank genome assembly
CAUCAAUCAGAGAAUGAUUCUCUUUACCCCAUCUCCAUUCUACUCAUUAUAUAUACAACCAUGUUUCAUUAGCUCCACCAUUGAAACACCACUCACCACUUCUUCUACCCAGCUUCACCCCUCUGGAGUAGUAAACCAAAAAACCCACAUACCACAACUUCUUAAAAGAGGGGGAAAAGGAAAUGGUGAAAUUCUCCAAGCAGUUUGAGGGUCAGCUUGUUCCUGAGUGGAAAGAAGCAUUUGUUGAUUACUGGCAACUCAAGAAAGACCUUAAGAAGUUCUAUCACCAUGAUCACCAUGAUCACCAUAAUCACCACACCACCACCAUAACUUCACCAAACAACUACAGAAACAGCAGCAAUGGCAUUAGCAGCAACAACUUGGUUACCAAGUUGGUUGCUUCUCUAAAGAAACUCACUCAUACUUUUGCCCAUGGACAUAGAGAGCAGCACCACAGCCAUGGAGCCAUUCAUGUUCACAAGAAGCUGGCCUCCACACUCAGCAAAGGCGACACGUACGAGACCGAAUUGCUGGAUCAGUUUGAAGAUAGUGUUGCUGUGAAGGACUUCUUUGCCUGCCUUGAUUUGCAGCUCAACAAAGUGAACCAAUUCUUCAAGUCGAAAGAGAAGGAGUUUGUGGAGAGAGGGGAAUGCCUCAAGAAACAAAUGGACAUUCUCAUUCAUCUCAAGGCUGCCCUUAAAACCCACCACAACAAGAGUUCUUCUCUGCCUCAGGAUUCUAAGGAUGAUCCUUCCAUUUCCUGCACAAUUUGCUGUGAAGGAGAAGAAGAACAAGAAGAAGAGAAGGAGCCAGAGGAAAAUGAGUCAGAGAAGGCUAGUGGUGAUGAAGCAGUGGACUCUCCAAGAAUGAAGAGAGAAGAUAUGAAGAUGAGAACCAUAUCGGGGCGGGUUUUCAGCUGCAAAGGCAAGAACUUGAGGCUCAACAUUCCAUUGACAACACCUCUGCGCACUUUCUCUGCAAUCAGCUAUCUGGUUUGGGGAGAUAAUUCGAUGUCUUCGAAGAAAUGCAACCCUGAAGGAAGCAGGCUUCCUGUUCACAUCAACAAGACAAAGUUGCAUCAUGCUGAGAAGAUGAUUAGGGGAGCUUUCAUUGAGCUCUAUAAAGGCCUUGGUUACCUCAAGACUUACAGGAACUUGAACAUGCUAGCUUUCAUCAAGAUUUUGAAGAAGUUUGACAAGGUGACUGGCAAACAAGUACUUCCAAUCUACCUCAAAGUUGUUGAAAGCUCAUACUUCAACAGCUCUGACAAGGUGAUGAAUCUAGCAGAUGAAGUUGAAGAACUGUUUGUGAAGCAUUUUGCUGAAGAAGACAAAAGAAAAGCCAUGAAAUAUCUUAAGCCACAGCAGCGCAAAGAAUCACAUAGUGUCACAUUCUUCAUUGGACUAUUCACUGGGUGCUUCAUUGCCCUCCUAGCUGGAUAUGUAAUCAUGGCUCAUGUCACCGGAAUCAUGUUCAGCCUCAUGUUCUUGCAUUUCUUCAUGUAUGGCUGCAACAUUUUGAUGUGGAAGAAAACAAGGAUCAAUUACGCCUUCAUAUUCGAGCUGGCACCAACCAAGGAUCUUAAGUACAGAGAAGUGUUCUUGAUCUGCACAGCUGCUAUGACUAUUGUUCUCGGAGUCAUGCUUGGUCACCUCGCCAUUCUUGCAAAGGGCUACUCCUAUUAUUCCCACAUUCAAGCCAUCCCGGGGCUUCUCCUUCUGGCUUUCCUUGGGUUAUUAGUUUGUCCUUUCAACAUCUUCUACAAGUCGAGUCGUUACAGAUUCCUCUGCGUCAUAAGGAACAUCGUUUUAUCACCACUCUACAAGGUUGUCAUGCUGGAUUUCUUCAUGGCAGAUCAACUCUGUAGCCAGGUGCCAAUGCUAAGGAACCUGGAAUAUGUAGCAUGCUACUAUAUAACAGGAAGCUACAAAAACCAAGACUAUAACUACUGCAUGAAGACCAAGUAUUACCGCGAUCUUGCUUAUGCAGUCUCCUUCCUACCCUACUACUGGCGAGCCAUGCAGUGUGCAAGGAGAUGGUUCGAUGAAGGGGAGACAAGCCACCUAGUAAAUCUAGGCAAGUAUGUAUCAGCAAUGUUAGCAGCAGGAGCCAAAGUGGCUUAUGAGAAAGACAGCAGCGUCGGAUGGCUAUGUGUUCUUGUUGCCAUGUCGAGUGCUGCAACUAUUUACCAGUUGUAUUGGGACUUUGUAAAGGACUGGGGCUUGCUCCAGAUGGACUCCAAGAAUCCAUGGCUGAGGAACGAAUUGAUGCUGCGACGAAAAUUCAUUUACUAUUUCUCCAUGGGGUUAAACCUUGUUCUGAGGCUAGCUUGGUUGCAAACGGUUCUACAUUCGAGCUUCGAACAUGUAGAUUACCGGGUAACUGGACUCUUCUUGGCUGCUUUAGAGGUCAUCAGAAGAGGCCACUGGAAUUUCUAUAGGUUGAGAAUCUCACAGAAGGCAGUCGAACUGCAGCGCCGCUCUAGGCUACUGGUGGCUACUGCUGCGGCUGAGGAAGAUUCCGGGACCAAUUCGGAAGCUGAACCAAGCAAUUCUUCUGAUGGGGCUGCAACACUGGACAUAAAAUUGCCGAGGAGGAGUUUGCUUGUGCAAUUCACUUGCAAUGAUUGUGGUGAAAGAACACAAAGGCUUAUCAAUCGUCUGGCAUAUGAGAGGGGGCUUGUCUUUGUGCAGUGUGCAGGAUGUGAGCAGUAUCAUAAAUUAGCUGAUAAUCUUGGUCUCAUAGUUGAGUAUGAUCUACGGGAGGAGAUUAAGCCCGAACCAAAUGCAGAGGAAGUUUGAUAACCAAAAAUAGAUCUUGUACGUGCCUCGUUCUUCUCAUGUUUAUAAUGUAACGCGAGUAUUUAAUCUGCAUACUGGCAGAUCCAAGAAUUAAACAAUACAAAAAUGUGGAUACUGAGCUUGGACAGUUUUGAGGCUGUGCUCUUGCAUUACAGUUCCUAAUAACAUGAGAUAUUAUUUUGGUUUGCACACACAAAACAAUUUCCUUCCGAAGGAAAUAAAUCCAUGGCUCGCAAUCAUAAGCACCUCAAUGAUCUUUAGCUGCCUAGACUGCAGCAGCCAGCAGAAGUACCACAGCUAGUCCAGUUCUUGCCCACUUUGUUGUCAUUCUUCCCCUCAGAUACUGUGAAUCUUGCCCAUUCUGCAUUUGGUGAUGGAGCAGGAGCUAUGUCAUCAUCAGAAGAUGUCACGACAGGUGGGGAUGGCGGGCUAGGGGGCUUCGGGGCUGGAGCUGGGGCAUGAUGAUGCUUCUUAUGCUUGUGAGGCCUCUUCUUGUGCUUGUGUGCAGCUGGAGCAGGUGAAGGCACCGCCGAUAAUGGAGUUGGUGCUAGUGGUGGCAAAGGUGGUGGAGUCAGCGGUGCUGGUGCAGGAGCUGUGGUGGAGUCAGUGGUGCUGGUGCUGGCGCCGGUGGGGGAGGACUAACCGGGGCUGGUGCUGGAGCUGGUGGUGCCUUUGCAGGUGCCGGGGGUGGUGGUAAAGCCGGUGGUGGUGUUGCUGGUGCAAACACAGGCGCAAGCGACUGAGGAGGUGGGGCAGUUGGCGCGGCGACUGGUGCUGCCUUUGGAGAUGGUGGUGAGAUGGGAGUCAUUGCAGGGAUCGGUGACUGUGCCGGUACUGCUGGAGUUGACGGUGGUGGUGAUGAUGUCGUAGGGGGAGGAACGGUGGUUGUAGGCGGAGGAGUAAUAGGUAAGGUUGAAGGUGAUGCUGCUGGAGUCUGGCCAUUGACAAUGGCCAAGUGGAAACCACCAAGGCAACCCAAGAUGAAACCCCAGAAAAACGUUGAAGCCAUUUUGCUGUUGUGAUGAGAGAAUUCAGAGAGAGACCAGGUAGUGAAGGUUAUAUAAGACCAAACAUUGAAAAGAAUGUUUGGUGAAAGGUGGAGGGAGAGAUGUAGUUUUCACGGUUGGAAUGCGACGUCGCUACUAAUGAUUUCGAUUAUAGCUUCUCAUCAUCGUGUCAAAAUGGAUGCAGGGUAGGGGUCCUGAAGGGAAACCAACAGAAUUCCUUUCUCAAACCUUGCAAUAAACUUGCUUAACUACAUUACUUGGCGCCAUUGUUGAUAAAUGUUUGGUGGAUUUUCAGUUACCAGCAAUGACUUUACAGGUUCAUUUCACCUGCUGUCCUUGUGACCGAGAUGUUGCUCCUAACACCAAGACAAGACUUUACGUAGAUACACUUUGGCUUUGGGUGAAAUGUAAAUACCAGUUACCCGUUUUCAAAAGAUAACAGAGGAACAGAGAAGAAAAGCAAAUCUCUCCCUAGAUGUGCAGCCAUGGCCGGCGGUUACCUCUCCUCCCCCUCUGUUUUGUUUCGAUGGCGUGCUCUUCUUCAGCUUCCUUGCCAUUGAUCCGCUAGGUUGCUGUAUUGAUAGCGUCUUUGGAAGGCUCGACAUUUUAGCUAGUGUUUUUAAAAAAUGGUUACUCUGUUGGUUCACACUUCACACUUUUUGUU